CCAUACCCCAUAGUCUAAAACGACUCCAAGAACAUCCCCAAUGCAGUAGAUGCUCGCUUCUUGGGAUCCCUUCCCGCCAGUUCUGUUCACCAUACCAAUUCAAUUCACACCCACCGUCUUGAAUCAUGCUUUGGGUAGACAAGUACAGACCAAAAACCCUAGACAAGGUUCUUGUUCAUCAAGAUAUCGCUCUAAAUCUCAAGAAAUUGGUCACCGAGCAAGAUUGCCCACAUUUAUUGUUCUAUGGGCCACCAGGUUCCGGCAAGAAAACCCUAAUUAUGGCCCUUCUCAGGCAGAUGUUUGGGGCCGGUGCUGAGGUGAAAGUAGAGAACAAAAACUGGAAAGUUGAUGCUGGAAGUAGAACUAUUGAUUUGGAACUUACAACAUUAUCAAGCACCCACCAUGUGGAGCUGAACCCUAGUGAUGCCGGGUUUCAAGAUCGGUACGUUGUUCAAGAAAUUAUCAAAGAAAUGGCAAAAAAUAGACCGAUUGACACCAAAGGAAAGAAGGGUUUCAAAGUAUUGGUGCUUAAUGAGGUUGAUAAACUUUCAAGAGAGGCACAACAUUCAUUAAGAAGAACGAUGGAGAAAUACAGUGCCUCGUGCCGUCUGAUUUUGUGUUGUGACAGCUCGUCAAAGGUUACGGAAGCAGUGCGGUCUCGUUGUCUUAAUAUCAGAGUAAAUGCACCAAAAGAAGAUGAGAUUGUGAAGGUUCUGGAAUUCAUUGGCAAGAAAGAGGGGCUACAACUUCCUCCUGGAUUUGCUGCUCGUAUAGCAGAAAAAUCAGCUCGGAGCUUAAGGAGGGCAAUACUGUCAUUUGAGACUUGUCGAGUCCAACAGUACCCUUUUACCAAUAAUCAAGUAAUCCCCCCAAUGGACUGGGAAGAAUAUGUAACUGAGAUAGCAUCCGACAUUAUGAAAGAACAGAGCCCUAAAAGGUUGUUCCAAGUUCGAGGAAAGUUGUAUGAGUUACUUGUCAAUUGUAUCCCUCCUGAAAUCAUAUUAAAGAGGUUGCUUUUUGAAUUGCUCAAGAAACUGGAUUCUGAAUUGAAGCAUGAGGUCUGUCAUUGGGCUGCAUAUUAUGAACAUAGGAUGCGUCUUGGACAGAAAGCUAUUUUUCACAUUGAAGCAUUUGUGGCCAAGUUCAUGAGCAUUUACAAAGGCUUCCUGAUUGCAACAUUUGGUUAAGAUGCUGUAUGAAGUUGUGUGUUUCAAACCUAACAGUAUUUGCUUCUGAAUUUUGACUUUUAGUUGUCUUUGUUAGAAAUACAUCAACAAUGAAACAUUUAAAUACGAUAUCAUAUAUUUCUUUA
This is a messenger RNA of Helianthus annuus (common sunflower), 1312 nucleotides long. RefSeq names its product replication factor C subunit 3. The coding region runs from base 126 to 1187 and encodes 353 amino acids. The record is from RefSeq and is a predicted model, not a curated record. The transcript is spliced from 11 exons. Gene Ontology annotation, cellular component: nucleus; DNA replication factor C complex. Gene Ontology annotation, molecular function: ATP hydrolysis activity; DNA binding; DNA clamp loader activity. Gene Ontology annotation, biological process: DNA repair; DNA-templated DNA replication. NCBI's taxonomy places the organism in Eukaryota, Viridiplantae, Streptophyta, Magnoliopsida, Asterales, Asteraceae.